CGCAUAACCACAAGGUCCCGGCGCCCCGAUGGCCCUGGAUCGGCCGCCACUUUAGCAUUGGCCGUUUUCGUGGGGUUGCCUCCAUUUUACAUUCGCGAGGCUCGUCAGCCUUGUUUGCGACAGCUUUCAUCUACCUACCAUCAUGGGCGACCGCUUGACCCAACUGCAGGAUGCUGCCGACCAGCUGGCGCAACAAUUUGUCGCGUGCUUGCACUACGUCCACAGGCGACACGAUCUGGAGAUCCUCGGGCCCAACGACAAAGUCCGCGAUGUGAAACAAGAGGAGAACCAGAGAGAGGUCGAUCCUCUCCCCGCGGAUGAGUUCCGCGCAGGCAUGGUCGAAUUGUCCCGAGACCUCAUCAUCAAAGAACAGCAGAUUGAGGUCCUCAUCUCGUCACUUCCGGGUCUGGACAACAGCGAAAAGGACCAAGAGCGAUAUAUCAAGGAACUGGAAGAUGACCUAAAGAUUGCCGAGGCCCAGCGGCAGGAGGCCAUCAAGGAGAAAGACCAGAUUCUGGCCGAGCUCGAUACCGUGAUUCGAAGCAUCCGACGACCUUGAGGAGAUCUUUGUUUGAACGAAAGACGGUGGAAAUGGAUUGAGGAAUGCAUAGCGUGGAGUUUGGGUAAUGAAUGGGCCGCCGAGGACUAAGGUUCACGGAUCACGGAGUCCCCUGGACUCUGAUUAUCUA
Molecule: messenger RNA, 689 nt
Organism: Ilyonectria robusta
Lineage: Eukaryota; Fungi; Ascomycota; Sordariomycetes; Hypocreales; Nectriaceae
Product: RNA polymerase II transcription mediator
Exons: 3
Coding region: 143-559 (138 amino acids)
Biological process (GO): regulation of transcription by RNA polymerase II
Cellular component (GO): mediator complex
Molecular function (GO): transcription coregulator activity
Source: RefSeq, a predicted model, not a curated record